Aureobasidium namibiae CBS 147.97 is the source of this 2457-nucleotide messenger RNA. Its product is annotated as TPR-like protein. The record is from RefSeq and is a predicted model, not a curated record. The transcript has 2 exons. Gene Ontology annotation, molecular function: protein binding. Bases 1 to 2457 code for a protein of 818 amino acids. Gene Ontology annotation, biological process: mRNA splicing, via spliceosome; generation of catalytic spliceosome for first transesterification step. Gene Ontology annotation, cellular component: post-mRNA release spliceosomal complex; U2-type catalytic step 2 spliceosome; Prp19 complex. NCBI's taxonomy places the organism in Eukaryota, Fungi, Ascomycota, Dothideomycetes, Dothideales, Saccotheciaceae.
AUGUCGACAGCUUCGCAUCUGUACCUUGUCGCCGACAAUCAUGUCAUCUACGAACAGGACAUUCUGCGCAAUCCCGCAAACAUCCGCGCCUGGCUCGACUAUGCCUCUUUCAAGCGCCAGACGGGUUCGCUGCUCGACCAGGCCUUUGUGCUGGAACGCGCCUGCAAUGCCCUCCCGCGCAGCUACAAGCUGUGGAAAUUGUACCUCGAGCUGCGCCUGAGCCAUCUGCGCAACCGAAAUCCCGCCCGCUAUGCCACCGAAUACCAGAAGGUCAAUGCCUUGUUCGAAAGAGCCCUCGUCCUCCUCAACAAGAUGCCGCGCAUCUGGGAAAUGUACCUGUCCUUCCUCUGCAAGCAGCCCAGGAUCACCCAGACCCGUCGCACCUUCGAUCGCGCCCUGCGAGCCCUACCUAUCACUCAACACAAUCGUAUAUGGGCUCUUUACCGUCCCUUCGCCACCUCUGCCUCGGGAGAGACUGCCAUCAAGGUCUGGCGCCGCUACAUGCAAAUCCACCCCGAGCAUGCCGAAGACUUCAUCGACAUUCUUGUCGAUCAGAAACAAUACACCGACGCCGUCGUCAAGUACAUGGACAUCCUCAACAAUCCACGCUUCCGCAGUAAAGAAGCCAAAGGCCCCUUCCAGUUCUGGACCGACAUGUUGGAGCUUAUCAUCGACCACGCCCGCCAGGUUCAGACAGGUGAAGAUACGGGCAUCGAUGUGGACCGCAUAGUCAGGAGUGGUAUACAACGCUUUCCGGAUCAGAGAGGUAUUCUGUGGGUAGGCCUCGCUCGAUACUGGAUCAACAAGGGCGAUUAUGAGCGCGCAAGAGAUGUUUUUGAAGAAGGCAUCACUACCGUCAUGACAGUCCGAGAUUUCUCGAUUGUCUUUGAUACGUACGCAGAGGCAGAGGAAGCUUUGAUUGGCAUCAAGAUGGACGAGGCCCAGGCUCGCUCCGAAAAAAGCACUCCUGAUGAGAACGCCGAUCUCGAACUCGACAUCCGCAUGAUGCGCUUUGAACAACUCAUGGAUCGUCGACCGUUCCUCCUGAACGACGUUUUGCUUCGACAGAACCCCAACAGCGUUACCGAGUGGGAGAAGAGGGUCGCGCUCUGGGGAGAUAACAAGGCCGAGGUUGUCAACGCGUAUACCAAUGCCAUUGCCGCAAUCCACCCCAAGAAAGCCCUUGGUAGAUACCACACCCUAUGGACGAACUACGCAAAAUUCUAUGAGGAGCGUGGCGAUCUACGUAACGCCAGGGUCAUCAUGGAAAAGGCUGUCAAAGUACCUUUUAGGUCGGUCAACGAACUCGCCGAGAUGUGGGUUGAAUGGGCGGAAAUGGAGCUACGCAACGAGAAUUUCGAUCGCGCUGUCGAUAUUAUGGCGAAGGCUACCCAAGCACCCAAACGAAGCAUGGUCGACUAUUUUGACGAAACCCUCAGCCCCCAACAACGAGUACAUAAAAGCUGGAAAUUGUGGUCAUUCUAUGUCGAUCUUGUCGAGUCUGUCAGCACCUUGGAUGAGACUCGCAAGGUCUAUGAGCGCAUCUUCGAAUUGCGCAUCGCUACUCCUCAGACUGUAGUCAAUUAUGCCAACCUGCUGGAAGAAAACAAAUACUUCGAAGAAUCAUUCAAGGUAUACGAACGUGGAUUGGAUCUCUUCUCAUACCCGGUGGCGUUCGAACUCUGGAACCUCUACCUUCAAAAAGCAGUCGACCGAAAAAUCAGCAUCGAAAGAUUACGGGACCUUUUCGAGCAGGCCGUUGAAGGAUGUCCUCCAAAAUUCGCCAAGGUGCUAUACCUUAUGUAUGGUCAGCUCGAGGAAGAACGUGGAUUGGCUCGACACGCUAUGCGUAUCUACGAGCGAGCGACACGUGCUGUUUCAGACGAGGACCGCUUGGAUAUGUUCAACUUCUACAUUACCAAAUCGGCGUCGAACUUUGGCCUCACCUCGACUCGUUCAAUAUACGAGCGAGCCAUUGCUGCACUGCCAGACAGUGAAGCAAAGGACAUGUGUCUGAAGUUUGCUGAGAUGGAGAGGCGCUUGGGAGAGAUUGACCGUGCCAGAGCAAUAUAUGGACAUGCCAGUCAGUUUUGUGAUCCAAGAAGGGAGCCUGGAUUCUGGCAGAAGUGGGAAAGCUUCGAGGUGCAGCAUGGAAAUGAGGACACUUUCAAGGAUAUGCUUCGCAUCAAGCGUAGCGUCCAAGCACAGUACAAUACCGACGUCAGCUUCAUUGCUUCUCAGGCCAUCGCACGUAGUCAACAAGCUCCGACCGAAGAUGGAGAGGUUGAGGACAUCAGACAGAAAACAGACGCCAUGGCGGCCUUGGAGCGCCAGGCUCGCGCACCCACUGGAUUCGUUGCAGCUAGCACUGGAGUGGAGGGCGGCAACAGAGCGGCGGCAGAUGUCGCGCAAACAGCAGCCAACCCGGAUGCCAUCGACGUUGACGAUGACAUAUGA